AUGGCGGUCUUCCACUGUGCCAAUGACUUUCUAAGACAGUACAUGUACACAAAACUCUCUGCCUGCCAGUUUGCACUACCUUUCUUAGUCCCCAACCCGUGUACAGAAGACCUGGAAUUCCCUCUUUGGCCUCUAAGGCACAUCAAAAGAUCAUGGAAAAGUAUGACAAGCACAGACAACCCUGGAAAAUACCAAACCAGGCAAAUGUUUAGCACACCAGUGCCAGUUGUCUCCUUUUUAAGGUUGGGAACCUCUUUCACCUCCAAAUCUCAAAUUCUGAAUUCUGUCAUUAGUAAACAGAGACACAAUGUGUUCUUCAAUCGGCACUGUAAAGGCAGUGCUCCAAACAGCAUGCUUAUGAAUGGGGUUGUCGAGAUCGCCUGGUACUGUCCAGGAGGAAAGAAAGAUGACAUAUUUGAUGACUGUGUUGCGUUUCUAAACCUUCAUGGUGACGCAAAAGACCAUCGACAGCAACUUCAAUUUCUGCAGGCAGUGAGUACGGUGAACGUGCUUCUAUUGUCAGAACAGCCACAGGAUGAAGAAACAAAAACAAUUUGUCAAAAUCUCUCUCAGUCUCCUGUCCCAUUGAUCUGCCUAUUUUCUGGAAGUGAAAGGGUUCAGGGUUCAAAAAAUCCACUCAUAGUGAAACUAGCUGCCAAGAACAGGAAUGAAGCAGAGUUAACAGAGGAACUCAUAACCAAUAUCAAGCGAUGCAUUGGAAAAUAUAACAAGAAACAGAGCAUUGAAAACUGUUCUAAUGAAGUAAGAAAACUGAAGUUCAAAGUUGAUGAAGACAAGCAGUCAUUCAAAGAUGGACAUGCACUGGCGCAGACUUUAGUUUGUUUGUUGAAGGAAAAACGCAUUUCAGAUAUCAAAAAAGAGUUUCUGCCCCUGCAUGGUGAACUGUGGCAUAACUGGUGCUUGAAAAAUAAGCAGCAGUAUCGCCUGAGUUGCAAGACAAAUGAAAGCAUUGAACAACAACAAAGUGUGAUUGUAAGUGACAUGAAAGCCACACGUCAAAAACAAAGGAAAAUAGCUUCGUCACUCAGUGAUUUUAUGAGAUCAUUCUUGGUCUGUUUAAUAUCAAGUGAUCAUUCAGAAGAUACAAAAUUCUACAUGUUGCAAUGGCUCAGAGUUUUACUCGAUGAGUUAUCUUCUGACCACCUUGCAAGACUUGAGGAGAAUUACCACUCAACUUGGUCCCAAAUGAGAAAUGUCCCCAAGACUAAGGAGAAAGCAGAAGAACUUGAUAAGCUCAGAAAACAGAUUAAUUCCAUAUCUGAAAAGAUGGCUGCAAGUACAAUUGGAUUACAGCACAUCAUGAGAGAGGUCGGUCAGAUGUAUGAAUGUUCUGAUAAACAGUCUGUUGCUGCUCUCCCUGCAAUAGGAGCUGAAAUGCUAAUUUCAGGAUACCCACUAGAACUGAUGGAUGGGGAUGAAUCACAUGUACCCCUUAUUUGGAUACAUGCUGUCCUGAAGAGUGUCAUUGAUAUGCUUGCGGACAAAAAGGUUAACAUGCAGCUGCUAACCCUCUUCACAUCUUCUCUGUACCUGGGAGCAUCAUCUGCCUUCUACUUCCUGGAGUUAAUUGCCAUGAUACUUCCAGACAUUUUGCUGACACCACUCUGCCAGCAGCCCAAGUCAGGAGGUGUGAGAUGCCAGUGUUACCCACUGAGUCACUGCGCAAACUACACCUAA
This is a messenger RNA of Paramormyrops kingsleyae, 1698 nucleotides long. The record is from RefSeq and is a predicted model, not a curated record. NCBI's taxonomy places the organism in Eukaryota, Metazoa, Chordata, Actinopteri, Osteoglossiformes, Mormyridae.